This is a messenger RNA of Westerdykella ornata, 1790 nucleotides long. Its product is annotated as methionine aminopeptidase 2-like protein. The record is from RefSeq and is a predicted model, not a curated record. NCBI's taxonomy places the organism in Eukaryota, Fungi, Ascomycota, Dothideomycetes, Pleosporales, Sporormiaceae. Gene Ontology annotation, biological process: proteolysis. The transcript has 5 exons. Gene Ontology annotation, molecular function: metalloaminopeptidase activity. Bases 158 to 1501 code for a protein of 447 amino acids.
CCAGCCGCCAGAGGCGGAAGGCGGGGCGGGGCGGGCGGAAUCCGCCACACCAGAAAACUAUACAGAGUACUCCGUACACAGCAGAUCUCCAUACAGAACCCGUCUUGCUCUCUCGCCGUGAGCCUCUGAAAGCGCUGGGUAUUCAUUACUCGCAAAGAUGGCUGCAAAAGCAGAAGAGGGCAUCGCCAACUUGACGUUGGUAGAAGACGGGAAACCGCAGCUGGCCAACGGUGCGGGCGCCGGUACCAAGGCGGAAAAUGACGAUUCCGACGAAGACGAGGGUGACGACAAUGAGGGGGCGCCCGAGGCAGGAGCCGACGGCGCUGCGAAGAAGAAGAAGAAAAGAAAGCCUAGGAAGAAAAAGAAGGCCGGCGCCAGCUCAGGCCUCAAAGUGCAGACAUCGCCUCCACGCGUGCCUGUCCAUGAGCUUUUUCCCAACCACACCUACCCCGAAGGCGAGAUUUGCGAGUACCGCGAUGAGAACGCUUAUCGUACCACAAGCGAGGAGAAGCGUUACCUGGACCGCAUGAACAAUGACUUCUUGACCGACUACCGCCGCGCGGCAGAGGUACACCGCCAAGUACGCCAGUGGGCGCGGAACUGGAUCAAGCCAGGCAUGACCCUCACCGAGAUUGCCGAGGGCAUCGAGGACUCAGUACGUGCCCUGACAGGACAUCAAGGGCUGGAGGAAGGUGAUGCUCUCAAGGCCGGUAUGGGCUUUCCCACGGGUCUGAGUAUCAAUCACUGCGCGGCCCACUACACGCCCAAUGCAGGCAACAAGAUGGUCUUGCAUGCCGAGGAUGUCAUGAAAGUCGACUUUGGCGUGCACGUCAACGGCCGCAUCGUGGAUAGUGCCUUCACCCUGCACUUCGAUCCCGUCUAUGACAAUCUCAUCAAUGCCUGCAAGGAUGCCACCAAUGCUGGAAUACGGGAGGCUGGAAUUGAUGUCCGCAUGUCUGAUAUUGGCGCCGCCAUCCAGGAGGUCAUGGAGAGCUAUGAGUGCGAGAUCAAGGGCACGACGUACCCUGUGAAGUGCAUCCGCAAUCUGAACGGACACAGCAUCGGUCACUACACCAUUCAUGGCGGAAAGACGGUGCCCAUUGUCAAAGGUGGCGACCAGACCAAGAUGGAGGAGGGUGAAACCUUUGCCAUCGAGACCUUUGGAAGCACUGGCAAAGGUUAUGUCAGGGAUGAUAUGGAAACAUCUCAUUAUGCGAAGCGCGAAGACGCUCCCAAGGUGGCCUUGCGCGUCUCGUCAGCCAAGACCCUUUUGAACUCCAUCACGAAGAAUUUCGGCACUCUGCCCUUCUGCAGACGCUAUCUCGACCGCCUUGGCCAUGACAAGUAUCUGCUAGGUUUGAAUAGCCUCGUUUCUGCCGGCAUCGUAGAAGCAUACCCCCCACUCUGUGACGUGAAGGGAAGCUAUACCGCGCAAUCCGAGCAUACCUUUAUCCUCCGUCCUACCGUCAAGGAGGUCAUCAGCCGAGGUGAUGACUAUUAGAGUCGCAAUGUCGGUCUAACUCCUGAUAGGGAGGAAGACGCCGUCGUUGGUUUGUUCCGUCUGGUGCAUUUGGUGUGUUUGGUGUGUUGCAUAUGUAGUUUAUCCAUGGCGACAGACAGUCGCGUUUGCAAGGUGGCGUGGGCGACUAUGAAUGUAACUGAAUGAGGUUAUGUUGUCUAGUCAUACGAUACAUAUCAGGAGACUAUUCUAGCAAUAACGUGCAUAUUGUCUAUGCAGCUGCACGGGCUUGUACCCAUGUCAGUAGAGAGCAUUAUUACACAGUUGGAAC